UAUUUUUAUAUAUCUGGAAAUAAUCUCUGGUCAAACAGAUCUACCGCAUUUACGUGGUUUUAUUUACAUUCAUUCUACCGUCCAUGGAACAUAUUUCAUACAGAAAGAUUCAUUUUGUGCCAUGCGUCGUAUAAUCUAGCAGCUCCACCUAACGCUUCGACCAUGCAACUACUAGAAGGGAAUAACGUGAACCAAAAUCAUGGGAUCCUCGAAAGGAAACGAAUAGAGUUGAGUUCGUGCUCGACUUUCAAAAUGUCGCUUCCUUUUAGUGGAGCUCAUACACGUUCAAAAGGCGUCAUAAGUGCAAUAGCAAAGCAAUUACGUACUUUGUCUUUAAAACCAGUAAAAUCAAUUCAGAUAAAAUUCGAUCCCUUCCAUGAAAAUGCUUUACAAACAAGAAAUUUCUUUUUUCAAAUUACGACACCAAAGAUAAUUGCAACAAAUGCACAUUGCAUUGUGAAACCACAAAUUGUCUCUGACCAAUCUGAACCAACAGUUACAAUGAAGUUAAUAUCAGGCGAUAACGUGAUAUUUAAAGGUGCACACUUGUCAUGUCUAAAUAUGUUGGAACUUUACAACAAACACAUUACUCCUUUGGUUGACACUAAGUCCACAAAUGAAAGUGACGAAGCAGUUAUAGAGAAGAAGAAAAAGAGGGGUAGAGUUAAAAUUAAACAAUAUAGCAAACAUAGAGGAGUAUUUUUAUAAAACUUAUCCAUAGCUUAAUGACAUGCUCAUACACUAGUAGAGUAGAAAAAUGUGGUUAAAUCAUCCAUUUUCUCUGAAGUAAAUGCUCGAUUUUGUUUUAAUUCAGUUGCAGAAUAUCACAGAAAAUUAAACAUAUAUUGUUAGUUCACGAGGGAGAUUUAGUAAUGAACCAUUUAUUAAUAAUUAUGUCUUUAAUGAUUUAACCUUCUUUUUGUGAAAUAAAAUAUAAUUAGUUAAUUUUUUUUUUAUUUUUUAUUUUUUAUUUACCUAAGAGAAAGUAUCCAAUUUUUCAACACAAAAAGUGUUACUGAAAAGUGAUAUUGUUUAU
Colletes gigas is the source of this 1036-nucleotide messenger RNA. RefSeq names its product 39S ribosomal protein L53, mitochondrial (gene mRpL53). The coding region runs from base 163 to 708 and encodes 181 amino acids. Gene Ontology annotation, cellular component: mitochondrial large ribosomal subunit. The transcript is spliced from 3 exons. Lineage: Eukaryota; Metazoa; Arthropoda; Insecta; Hymenoptera; Colletidae. The record is from RefSeq and is a predicted model, not a curated record.